UCCUUCCCGACGGACGGACGGUUUACGGAGUUUGUGCGAUUUCUUGUGCGAGCAGGAAACCCAGAAGUGAGAGGAGCUUUUUGGAUACAAAAAUCGAAUAGAAAACAAAACACCCACCCAAAACAUCCAUCCAAAAUGGGCAACAUACACACUACGGGUCCGAAUGAGGCGUUAAUUGUUUCAGGUGGCUGCUGCGGCUCGACGAAGAAGCGAACCAUCGUCGGCGGAUGGGCCUGGGCCUGGUGGCUGGUGACGGACGUGCAGCGGCUGUCGCUGAACGUGAUGACCCUGAAUCCGAUGUGCGAGAACGUGGAGACGGCCCAGGGCGUGCCGCUGACCGUGACGGGCGUUGCCCAAUGCAAGAUCAUGAAGUCAUCUUCGUAUAAGAAUAACGAUUAUAAUAACGACGAGGCCGACGAGCUGCUGGGCACUGCUAGCGAGCAAUUCCUGGGCAAGAGCGUCAAGGAGAUCAAGCAGACCAUACUGCAGACCCUCGAGGGACACCUGCGCGCCAUAUUGGGAACGCUUACAGUCGAAGAGGUGUACAAAGACCGCGACCAGUUCGCGGCCUUGGUGCGCGAGGUGGCCGCACCUGAUGUGGGUCGCAUGGGCAUCGAGAUACUGUCCUUCACCAUCAAGGAUGUCUACGAUGAUGUGCAGUACCUGGCCUCGCUGGGCAAGGCGCAGACCGCUGUGGUGAAGCGCGACGCCGAUGCCGGAGUGGCGGAGGCCAAUCGAGAUGCCGGCAUACGGGAGGCCGAGUGCGAGAAGAGCGCCAUGGAUGUCAAGUACUCGACGGACACCAAGAUCGAGGAUAAUACGCGCAUGUACAAGCUGCAGAAGGCCAACUUCGAUCAGGAGAUCAACACGGCCAAGGCCGAGUCGCAGCUGGCGUACGAGCUGCAGGCGGCCAAGAUCCGUCAGCGCAUCCGUAACGAGGAGAUCCAGAUCGAGGUGGUCGAGCGGCGCAAGCAGAUCGAGAUCGAGUCCCAGGAGGUGCAGCGCAAGGACAAAGAGCUCACUGGCACCGUGAAGCUGCCAGCCGAGGCGGAGGCCUUCCGCCUCCAGACCCUGGCCCAGGGCAAACAGUGCCAGACCAUUGAGGGCGCCCGUGCCGAGGCGGAGCGCAUCAGGAAGAUUGGCGCGGCCGAGGCACACGCCAUCGAGCUGGUCGGCAAGGCCGAGGCGGAGCGCAUGCGGAUGAAGGCUCAUGUCUACAAGCAGUACGGCGAUGCUGCCAUCAUGAGCAUCGUUCUCGAAUCACUGCCCAAGAUUGCUGCCGAGGUGGCUGCUCCGUUGGCCAAGACUGAGGAGAUUGUUCUGAUCGGCGGCAAUGACAACGUGACCAACGAUGUGACCCGCCUGGUGGCCCAGCUGCCGCCAUCGAUCAAUGCCCUCACCGGUGUGGAUCUGUCCAAGGUGCUGGCCAAGAUACCCGGAGCCAAGGCGUGAGACCUAAUGGAGUGGGACAUCCAGCAAAUGGCAAUGACAACGUAACGCAACGCAAAGGAAUUGUAACUGACAAGGAACCAGCAAAAUACAGAAAGAUGGAGCUAGACAGAGAGAGAGAGAGAGAGAGAGAGAGAGGUGCAGCGAGAUAGAGAGAGAGAAAGAGCGUGGAGCAGGCAUUUGUUAGAGCGAGACGCAGCAGCAGAAGCAUUAGGAGAACGUGAACGAGAGGCGUUGAACAUAGCAAAAUGUACUCCGAUAUUAUAUUUAUAUGUAUAUUCAGAUACAAGCAGAUGUGCCUGUCCUUUUGUCUGUGUCUGUGUGUGUCCGUGUGUGUCCGUGUGUGUCCGUGUGUGUCCGUGUGUGUGUGUGCGCUUGAGUUAAGUAACAAUCAAAAAGUGAAGGUUAAUCUCAGCUUAAGUUAUGCAUUUUGUGGCCUUUUCUCCAGUUAAACAGAAUCAAAUGCAAACAGAAAAGUGCAGAGUCUUAGCUACUCACAAACAUAUAUUUAAAUGUAUAUUUACACACAUCUACACCAUGUAUACAUGUAUAUGUACUAUAUAUACAUACAUAAAGUACAGUCUAUGAAUUAUACUUACAUCUCUACUUAAGCUACGAAAUUGUUCUUCGAGCCAGCCACUGGGGGCCGCCGGCCACAUUUGUGAAGCUCGCUUCCAUUGCCAAAAACAGUGUUGUGCAACACACUCUCUCUCUCUCUCUCUCUCUCACUGCACAGCUAUUUGCAUUUCCAAACUGUUCAAACUACUGAAACUGCCCACGAAUGGACCAAAGGAGCGUGAGAGAGAGAGAGAGAGAGCGAGAAUCAAUCAAUUUCGGAUAGUUGUCGCUGCACAACACUGUUUCAUCUCCAGCUUGAGCUCUUCCAACACACACAAACACACUCAGACACGUGCACACAGUGCUCUCGAAUCGCAUUUGUAUUCAGUUUUUUGUGCACAAAGAGGAACACAAUUGUGUCCACCAUUUUAUGUCCUACCUUAACCGUAUUUUAUUUAUCCAUGUUAUGUUAUCACCCAGUGUGGGUCCUACUUUACGCAUUGUUUCUCGUUUUUUUUUUGUUUUGUUUUCUUUUGUUCUCUUUGAAUUAAUAUUACUACAAUUAUUAUGAUACUUUAUACGUUUGUACACCUUUUAGCGAAACUAACAAAAAUGAUAUACCAAAAACGAAAAGCAGCAAGAAAAGUAGAAGAGGGGCAAUCGUUUUGGUUAAACUGGAAUUUAGUUAAAGCAAUUUUUGUCAUAUUUUUCGAUUGUUCUUUGCAUUUGUUUUCUAGCGUAAUUAAGCUUAAUUUGUUUAAGCCAUAUCCCAAAUGAUUAUCCAAAGUAAGCACACAUUUUGCAUACGUAUCAGUAAUACGCACACACACACACACACACACACCAACAACAACAUAUACACACAUACAUGCAUCUAUUUUUUUUCCUACUGUAUAUUAAGUGCAAGUAAUUUACAUAAAUCGUAAUGCCGCGCACCGGAAACAGCUGGAGUGCAGGAAAAAAAAACAUAUAAACGAAGAGAAACUAAACUAAAUACUAAAACUAAAUAAAUCAAAUCUUACAUUUUG
Messenger RNA from Drosophila guanche, 3035 nucleotides. It is a transcript of the gene Flo2, whose product is annotated as flotillin-2. The record is from RefSeq and is a predicted model, not a curated record. Gene Ontology annotation, cellular component: plasma membrane. Gene Ontology annotation, biological process: protein localization to plasma membrane; regulation of myoblast differentiation. Bases 136 to 1452 code for a protein of 438 amino acids. NCBI's taxonomy places the organism in Eukaryota, Metazoa, Arthropoda, Insecta, Diptera, Drosophilidae. The transcript is spliced from 8 exons.